UUCCUGUGCCAAAGUGCAAGGUCUGACCUAGCCAUCUGGCUAACAGCGUGAAUGAUACCUUCCUGAGAUGUUUUCUCACAUAUUUUGCAAGAUAUAAGCCAGCUAACAUGCAUAGGUCUACAACACUCUUCCCUCGGCUGUCCUACCAUGUGCUGGCCCACUGCAGAGGAUACUGUGUGUUGAGAGGCAGCUCAAGGUCGCUAAUCUGUGGCCCACAACCCCAUGUAGUCAGCCGAUUGGAGCCAAGAUGGACGCCUAGUAUCCAACACAACUACCCAGUACCCCCAUCCCCCCACGUCACUACUCUCAACAAAUACUCAGACUUAUCCACCCAAAAAUACAACCUCAUCUACUCCUUACCUCACAUCAAACUCCUGAGAGCGGUCUCCAGACUCAAACUGAUCCAAACCGGAAUCACCAUGCUCUUACUCCCGCCCGUCUACUACAUGUAUUCCCAAGGAGAUGCUUCGUACCUACUGGUUAGCUACAGCACGGGGAUAGCGGCGUUCGCCGCCGUCAUGCUCUACUCGGCUAGUCACUACCUGAGACGCGUCGUCGGGAUGAUGUACCUGGAUGAGUCCCAGACGACGCUGAAAGUGUCUCACCUGACGUUCUGGGGACGCAGGAAGGACGUGUAUCUGCCCGUGACGGACGUGAUGACUCUGGGGGACACCGGGGACUCCAUAGGGGAGACUAUAUUGAGGUUGAAGCGAUAUAGUAGUUCUGAGACGCUGUACUUCUCGACUAGACUGGGACGUGUGGUGGAUAGGCAGGCCUUUGAGAAAGUGUUUGGGACUUUGAUUUGAUGUUUUUAUAGGGCUU
Salvelinus fontinalis (brook trout) is the source of this 822-nucleotide messenger RNA. It is a transcript of the gene tmem186, whose product is annotated as transmembrane protein 186. Bases 108 to 806 code for a protein of 232 amino acids. The transcript is spliced from 2 exons. Lineage: Eukaryota; Metazoa; Chordata; Actinopteri; Salmoniformes; Salmonidae. Gene Ontology annotation, cellular component: mitochondrion. The record is from RefSeq and is a predicted model, not a curated record.